Messenger RNA from Portunus trituberculatus (swimming crab), 1991 nucleotides. RefSeq lists its product as uncharacterized. Gene Ontology annotation, molecular function: chitin binding. The record is from RefSeq and is a predicted model, not a curated record. The transcript has 5 exons. Bases 83 to 667 code for a protein of 194 amino acids. Lineage: Eukaryota; Metazoa; Arthropoda; Malacostraca; Decapoda; Portunidae. Gene Ontology annotation, cellular component: extracellular region.
AGCUUCGUUAAGGUAGCGGAAGCACUAGCGCGCUGCGUCUCCACUCCUGCGUGAAUCCACGAGUCAUCAAACAGGUCUGGCCAUGUCGAGUCUUCACCUUCUGUCGCUGCUUGUUGCAGUGUGGAUAACUGUGGUUGUCGGAGAUCCACUGAGAGCCGAGAGAAUCCGUCGAGGAGUCGGUUCACAAUUUCCUGCAUCGGGGAGGAGCCUCUUGACUGAGGCAUCCGUUGGCCACGUUCUGGUAGCCGCACCCAGAGAUUCCCGCCUCAUCAAUGUGCAGCCAAAUAUUCCGGCUCUAGAAUAUCGUUUGCCUGACAACUACACGCUGAUCAUAGCAAAUCCAGUGGAUAACUUCAGAUGCAAUGACAGACCUUAUGGUUACUAUGCUGACGUCGAGAACGAUUGCAAGAUCUUCCACGUGUGUCUGCCUCUCCAGCAACUGUACCCCCUUAACUUCACAGCUCCCAUCACUUACCAGUUCUCCUUCAUCUGCAACUUUGAAACGCAGUUUAGCCAGGACAGCAUGACUUGCGCUUGGAGAGAUGAGGCGCUUCCGUGCGAGUUAUCUCCUGAGCUGUACUCUCUGAAUAUGAACUUCGGCAGAAAGGUUCUUACAGAUGAUGGCAAAGGAGAAAGAUACGCCAAAGUGAACGAACCUCUCCCUUAACUCCAACCGGUUGUGUUGCGGGUGUCGGGCACUGUGGCGCAGAGCUGAGUGGGGCAUAAGGGCAACCACUUUCUUGGAAGUGUCUUGAUCUUCUUUGUGUGUCCAUCUUGCAAGUGAGCAUACAAGAACGAUCUACCGUAUGCUGUAACAAACUAUGCAAAAGAUUCACUGCAAAUAGUACAGUUUUGCAUUCUAAACGGUGUAAGUUGUUAUUUGGAGACUACGGGCUCAUUUUCAUAUUUCAGCUAAAUGUGUAGUGUUACGUGCCACACAGUGUUACGUGCGUUACUGAAACAAAGACCUGAGCCUAAUUCACCUUUGGCCACACUGCUUCAAGGCUUCACCUCUAAUGGAUCGUUAAACUUGAAUAUCAAAAUAUCCAUGCAUGUCUACGCACAACAGGUUUGCGUGAUGGUGCACCGCCCUGCUGCUUCCAUCUGUCUCUAUGCCAUAGCCCAGCAGAAAAAAAACUCCAAAUUUCUGUGAGAGUGUGCCUUUGCUAAGCAUGUCGCUAGAUUAACUUAGAUGACGGACAUUCCUUACUCGACGUACUAUCGUCACUCCUAGAGCACAUAUCAAUCACGCAUGUUCACUCAAAGAUCCUCUUUUUAUUAUCAUUGGCUGGGUUUUUUGGAAUAAGAAAAUGUAAUAAAGUGGGUUGAUUAUCUGUGAGUGUGUACAUCAUGUUAUUGCGUUUAGUGCCAGUCAUCAGUACACUGCUUACUCACAAUGCGUUGAUUGUCUUAUGUUGUGGACCUCCUACCCAACAACAAAUGUUUCCCCUUUCUAUACCCUGCAGGGCGGUCUUGUACUGAAUGGGCAGCGCCAAGGCAGGCUGUGCUCUUGCUUUUAUAUUAACCAGGGCAUUACUAUAUUUUCAUCAUUGCCGUGUUCACUAGUGAUCACACGCACUUACAACGGGCAUUAGAACACCAUCUGUAUAGUGUGUGUGUGUGUGUGUGUGUGUGUGUGUGUGUGUGUGUGUGUGUGUGUGUGUGUGUGUGUGUGUGUGUGUGUGUGUGUGUGAGUUUCGUAUACAUAGUAAUCGCAGUAAAGCAUCGGGGUAACUUCUUCCCACGGAAUAUGCUUAUCUUACAGAUGAACGCGUUACAAUCCAUCACUGUUCCUUGCCACAAAUGUUACAGGGACACGUUACAGUUAUUCAGAUAAAUGCAAGCCAUUCUAUCUUGAGGCGUACUAUGACUAAUGUCUUUGUAGCAUCUUGUUGCAGGAUGUAGCUUAGCUGGGUAAGAUUUUUAAAUUUCUAAAAAACUAGACUAUCGAAAUAUGUCGUGUUUUAUAAUGCAAUAAAAAUUACAGAUAA